AUGCGAAGGUUUCGAAGUUAUGCCUUGUGCUUUCUGUUCUUCUCGGGGGGUCGUUUGACUCAAGAAAAGAAAAAGUUGGAACUGCAGGAGUCCGAGGUUGAGGACGAGAUCCUCCGUCUUCAGCGUGCCUCUACUGCUGCCUUCAAUCGUCUGCUCCGCCUGCGCAAAUAG
This is a messenger RNA of Pyricularia oryzae 70-15, 171 nucleotides long. RefSeq lists its product as uncharacterized. The coding region runs from base 1 to 171 and encodes 56 amino acids. NCBI's taxonomy places the organism in Eukaryota, Fungi, Ascomycota, Sordariomycetes, Magnaporthales, Pyriculariaceae. The transcript is spliced from 2 exons. The record is from RefSeq and is a predicted model, not a curated record.